CUCUUUCCUUCCGCCGCGCCGCCGCCAUGGUGGGGAAGGUCAAACGUCCGCGGCUGCACCGCGCCGCCCCCCGGCCCUGGCCCGCCAAGGAUCCGCUGCCGCUGCCCGAGCCCCAACCCGGCCCCGGCGGCUGGAAUGCGGCGGCGGGCAAGGACUGGGACUUCUCACCUUCUGGUGUUUUUUCCGGGCUGAAGAUUGACCCUGAUACACUUGUCAAGAACCUUGACUUGGACUCCAGAAGCAUCAUUUCCUCCAGAACAGGUUUAGAAGAAAAAACAGUUCUUUCCAAAAAAGAGAAAAUGAAGCUGAGGAAGGAAAGAUGGCUACAGAAAAUAGAGAGUGUGAAGUUAGCCAAGCAGAAGCAAAAAGCCGAAGCGAAGCGGAAAGCCACACCUGUGGUGGGAGACAUGCAGCCACUGAUGGAAGCCCUUCCCGAGCUUUCUGACCUGACCACCGGUGGCAGGGGCAGGAAGCCACCCAAGAGCCACGUAAAAGCAAAGGCAGCACCAGCAGACUUCUGUCUGAUGAAGCAAGCUCAGAAAUGCCAGCUCUUAGAGGAGGAAGUGGCUCGGUUUCGCGAGGUCAUCUCCAGUCCUAGCUACAGAGCCAACCCCCUCAUGGCCAUCAGUGAGCAUCUCUCCAAGAGGCUGAGGCAGGAGGAAGGAGGUAAACCCCUCUAGAGUGUUAAGCUGGGACCAAACGUGCACACUGGAGCUGGUGCGAGGGCUUCAGGCUGCAAAGUAGCACAUCACUAACGUGACCUCUCAGCCACUUCAGUCCCUGGAAGCAGUCCAGCAGAUUAUUAAAUCCAACAGCCCUGCUUUCUGUCUGCAAGAAUAAUGCAGUUCUCUCCUGACAGUGGCAGCUGCUCCUUGGCAAGCAGCCUGCAGAGAGCAGGGUAAUCUGUGAGAUCUUUGUGCAGACAUAAAGCUCCCUGCAAAGUGUCUUGACACCUCUUUCUCUUGUAGCAGACACAAUGUCUAAAAUUGUGCCACUGGCAACAUAUCUGUUUUCUGUCAUUUCCCUCCCCUUUCUGACACCUCUGACAAGCCAGUCUCUAAUGCUCUGUUGAGAUGGUUCAAGACCCCCAGCCCUUGAGCCCAGAGGGCUGUUGGAGAUCUGUGUAAAGACCAGUGCUGCUGUUCAGAGACAUUGCUUAAUGUGAGAACUUUAGCUUUGGAAUAAACACACUUUCACACAAUA
This is a messenger RNA of Pezoporus flaviventris, 1203 nucleotides long. RefSeq names its product SLX9 ribosome biogenesis factor (gene SLX9). The coding region runs from base 27 to 680 and encodes 217 amino acids. The transcript is spliced from 6 exons. NCBI's taxonomy places the organism in Eukaryota, Metazoa, Chordata, Aves, Psittaciformes, Psittacidae. Gene Ontology annotation, biological process: maturation of SSU-rRNA from tricistronic rRNA transcript (SSU-rRNA, 5.8S rRNA, LSU-rRNA). The record is from RefSeq and is a predicted model, not a curated record. Gene Ontology annotation, cellular component: preribosome, small subunit precursor; nucleolus; 90S preribosome.